AUGGACCGAUUCAGGGCGCGUCCCCUCCAGACGCUUUCUCUCACUUCGCGUCCGCCUUCGCCACAUGCCCUUGCCUGGUCAUGCGACGCUGAACUGGCCGUUGCCACGCAGGAAUGCAUCUACAUCUUCUUGCCCGACUAUCUGGCCGGCCACGAUGCCGACGCUGAUGAACGAGAUGCCUCACAGUAUCAGUUUGCGCUCUCUCUCCAGCCAUCUGCCGUCAUCAAUCCAAAUACCAAGAUCAAUGGUCAGCUGUGCGCCCAAGCAGGCGUCAGGCUACCGGCUCCUCGAACAGGCGACGAGGGCAGUUUCAGAGGCGUUGGUAAUGGGACGGUCACAGGGUCUGGCGCAGCCUUGGGGCAGGUCAUCAGAGUAGAGUGGUCGCCGAGUGGGCUUGGCUGCAACUCUCGCCCAGUGCUGAUGGCCCUGACAACGACUGGCAAUCUCAUCACGUUUGGGGAGCAGGUCGACAGCCAGUCAUCCGCCACGUCGAGCAUGAGGACUCGGACCUUUAAGAAUUGGAGGGUGCUUUGGGGCUUGGGAGCCAAGCUUCCGAUCCCGGAUUCCAGGUUCGAAGACGGGUUCCGGAUCAUGGACGAGCGCAUCGUCUCGUUUUCGUGGGCCAAGGAGAUUGCCCCCGGAAGAGCCUUGUUGGCCUAUCUCAACGACAUGGGUCAGAUUAUUGUCAUGAGUAUCCGGUAUCACCGUCGCCGAGAUUCUUCUAAACGCGGCUCUGAGCAAGAAUGGGUUUGGACUUUGACGGAGCACAUCAGAAUCGACGGACGGGGCCCUCACAAGGAGGAUACAGAUCCACAAGAUCCGGAUUUCAGUCCUCAAGGCAGCAUCUUCUCCCUUAAAUGGAGCCCCUGGCUAGUCGACAAUGGAAACAGAACUGCGACCCUGGGAUAUCUGUCGAAAAACCAUGCUGGCUUCCGCAGGAUCGUACUGUACGGUGACUGGGAGAGGGGCGAGUUGCCCGACGUGGAAGCUGAACGAAGCGACACUACCACAAUGUGUCUCCCUCUCUCUAGUGACGCGUUGAUUGAGUGGGAGGAUGCGAUAUGGACCGAGGGGGAUUCCCAUACUGCUCGGGGUAUCAUCACAACUCCUUUCACAAUCAAGUCUUUCCAGAUCAUGCUCAACGGUAUCUUGAGUGAACCGUCACCUCCGCACUCUAUCUGGGAGUGCGCUUCAGCCUAUGCCGACGAAGAGGAUGUGUCGACAAAUCCCAUCACAGGCCUUGUUGUGCAUGAUCCUGAUCCCAAUAAUAAGCCCCCGAUUCCAUACUAUUCUCUGGUGAGGCUAUCCGCCACCUCCACCAAUCUCGACUGGUACCAGACAAACUUGCCCGAAGAAAACCUUCCGCAAUGGGUAGAAGAUAUAGGGGACCAGAAUGCCCGCCUCGUCUCUCGAAGGGCCGCAUUAUACGGCGUAGACUCAGAUUUCGAGUCAGACUCUGAGGGUGAAGACAAGCCGAUGCAAGACGCACCUCCAGCGUCAGCCGAUCCCGGUUUGCAGGUUCACCCGUACCGGUUUCGCCUCUGGGGCUUGGCCAAGUCCCCCGGCGAUGGAUGUACCGCCGUCCUUGCCUCGAAGCACGAUACUCAGCAUCCCGAUCGCCGCGGCGUCUCAAAUGUUCACUUCGACUGGCAAGUCUCUGCAGAUGCCGACGGCAAACCCCAGCGCGCGAGACCAAUCUCUAAGCCACUGACCACGGAGGGCCGAGCUUGGGAGUGGAUGUACGGGCUGGGAGGCGACGUUCCCGGCGUGACACCAGGGUACAAGACUUCGUCUGCCAAACAGCAGGCCAGUCCACUGAGAGAAGUGUUCAAGCGUGCGGCUACGAGUCUGCCCUGUGUAUUCUGUGAGGCUCGACUAUCUAUCAAGGAUGAUGUAGCUACUUGCAAAAACCGCCAUGCAUUCGCGAUAUGUGCCACAUCUGGCAUCCCCAUCUUGGCUCCUGGGAUCUCUCGAGUCUGUGGCGUGUGUAAGAUGCGCUGUCUCAAGGUCUCUGAGUUGGAAAAGUUGGCGGAGGAGUACCUUGGGAGUGUUGAUGCGGUGGGGGAUUCACAAGGAGAAGUGUGUGGAGGUUGUGGCGGCAAGUUUGUCGUUUGA
Molecule: messenger RNA, 2115 nt
Organism: Trichoderma aggressivum f. europaeum
Lineage: Eukaryota; Fungi; Ascomycota; Sordariomycetes; Hypocreales; Hypocreaceae
Exons: 6
Coding region: 1-2115 (704 amino acids)
Biological process (GO): transcription initiation at RNA polymerase III promoter
Cellular component (GO): transcription factor TFIIIC complex
Molecular function (GO): histone acetyltransferase activity
Source: RefSeq, a predicted model, not a curated record